UCGAGACCACAGAAGCAAUCCAUAAAAUGUGUAUUUUCGAGCAGCUGGAAUGGAGUUGUAUCGCAAGGGAAUAAACCUUUCAGACCGUGAUUUGAAUCUAAGCUCAGUGAUAUUCAUGAUCAACCGUGGAUCAGGAUUUCUCCUAUUUACAAAACUCGAAUACUUUUGAAUUUUGAUAAAAUGGUUGUGGACAAAAAGAAUUUUACUAUGGAAAAUGGCGUUUACAAAGGGCAAGAAACGUAUCAAUCGAUUCAGUAUAAAAGUCUUGGAGAAUUAAUGUGGGUUAGCAUUACAAAUUAUGAGGACAAAAUCGCACAUUUGGAUGCACGCACUGAUGAAACAUUUACAUAUGGAGAGUUGCAAGAUAAAGCUGUGAGAUGCGCAUUGUGGCUGCAAAAACAGGGGAUUAAAUGUGGCGACGUUAUUAGUGUAUGUACAAGUAAUCAACCCAACUCAAUAGUGCCCUGUAUUGCAGCGGCCUAUAUCAACGCAAUCUUUAAUCCGUGGAAUGAAGAUAUGGACCUACCAACUGCAUUGCACGUUUUACAACUGACCACGCCGAAAGUUAUUUUCUGCAGCGAGAAAUCAGUAAAUGUAAUUUUAAGCGCAAUGAAAGAGAAAAAUUGCAAUCCCAUGGUGGUGGUUUUCGGCAAUCAUGCCAGCGUGAUUUCGUUGUCCGAUAUCCUGAGAAAUUGCAAUAAUGCGGAAGCUGCAAAUUUCCGUUAUAUUGAGCUUGACGAUGUCAAGAAGACGGCAUGCAUCAUGCAUUCGUCGGGCACGACGGGGAUGCCAAAGGGUGUCGAAUUGUCUAACCACACUACGAUUCUUAUGACCGAGAAUAAUAACCUGGAUAUGUCGAAUGUGCCAACACUUUGGUUUUCAUCUCUUUAUUGGAUCAGUGGAGUAAUGCUGAACGUGAAAGCGAUUUCGCAGGGUGCCACAGUAAUCCUCUAUUCGGAAUUUGACGAGGACGUGACCUGCCAAUUGAUUGAGAAAUAUAAAGUAGCAGUCAUGUUCCUUAGUUCGAGUAUGAUAAAUCGAUUUGUUCGAGCAGGUUAUAUAAAGAAAUAUUCGUUACCAUCUUUAAAAGUUAUACUAGGUGGUGGUGCAAUAAUUAAGCCAAAAGUGCAGGAAGAACUGAGACGUACAUUACCACACGUUCAGAUAUUGCAAGGUUAUGGAAUGACAGAAGUCGGUGGUCUUGCAACGUGUCAAUUACCGAAUCACAAAAAUGGAUCUUGUGGAAUAGUAGUCAAGAAUGUGCAAAUAAAAAUUGUGGAUCCUGAAAGCGGAAAAGUACUUGACCCAAAUCAAUCGGGAGAAAUAUGGCUAAAAUCUGCAGUCAUGAUGACCGGUUAUUAUAGAAAUCCCGAAGCGACGAAAAGUACGAUUGAUGAAGAAGGAUGGUUGCACACGGGUGAUAUCGGUUAUAUUGAUGAAGAUGGAGAAUUGUUCAUUAUUGAUAGGAUAAAAGAACUCAUAAAGUAUAGAGGAUAUCAUAUCUCACCCGGAGAAAUCGAGGGUGUUUUAAUAUCGCAUCCAGCAGUGCUAGAAGCUGCAGUAAUAUCGAUUCCUCAUGUAACAGAUGAUGAACAUCCUCUUGCAUAUAUUACCAAAAAGCCCGGCGCUAAGGAGACGGAGCAAGAAUUAAUAGAUUUUGUGGCUAAAAAUAUGAUGGAUCAUUACAAACUUCGUGCUGGAAUUAUAUUUUUAGAUGUUUUUCCGUAUACAGGUUCAGGGAAAAUUGCAAGGAAAGAUUUGAAAGAAAUGGCUAAAAAAUUAUUUCAACGAGGGAUCAUAGAGGUAGAUAAAUAUCCGAUGGAAGGGAUAUCACAGAUAUAUCAUACAAGCGAUAGACAUGACAUCGUUGGAGCACAUUCAGAAUCUUUGUUUACGAUAAUACAUCCAGAUAUUUGCAGUAAAAUGCUUGAACAAGAUUCAAAGAGUUUUACUAUGAAAGAUGGCGUUUAUAAGGGGCAAGUAAAUCAUGAAUUGAAUAAAUACAAGAGUCUCGGAGAAAUAAUAUGGCAUAACAUUAGAAGGCAUGGAGAAAAAAUUGCACAUUUGGACGCGUGCACUGAAGAAACGGUCACAUACGCGAAGUUGCAAGAUAAAGUGGUAAGAUGCGCCUUAUGGCUACAAAAACAAGGAAUCAAAUCUGAUGACAUCAUCAGUGUGUGCACGGGUAAUCAUCUUAACUCCAUCGUGCCCUGUCUUUCGGCAGCUUAUAUCAAUGUGAUUUUCAAUUCAUGGGACGAAGAUAUAAACCUAAAAACUGCCCUGCACAUUUUGCGACUGAUCAUGCCGAAAGUGAUCUUCUGCAGCGAAAAAUCGGUGGAUGUCGUCUUGAGCGCGAUAAAGGAGCAGAAUUGUAAUACUAUGAUAGUAGUUUUUGGCAAGCAUGUUGACGCGAUUUCAUUCUCUGAUAUUCUAAGUAAUUACAACGAUGUGGAAGUAGCAAAUUUCCGUUACAUCGACCUUGUUGAUGUCAAGAAGACAGCGUGUAUUUUACUUUCGUCAGGCACAUCAGGAAUGCCAAAAGGCGUUGAAUUGUCCAAUUAUGCUUUGUUACUUGUUUGUCAGGAUACAAAUAAAAACAUAUCUAACAUGUCAUUACUUUGGUUUUCUUCUCUUUCCUGGGUGACUGGAGUAUUACUGAAUUUGAUUACGAUCGAGCAAGGCAACAAAGUGAUCAUCUACCCAGAAUUUAACGAGGAGAUGACAUGCCGACUAAUCGAGAAAUACAAAGUAGAAGUUUUAUUUUUUAGUACGAGCUUACUAAGUCGGUUUCUCAGAGCGAAUUGUAUAAAGAAAUAUACUUUAUCAUCUCUGAAAGUUAUAGUCUACGGUGGUGCAAUUAUGAAUCAAAAAGUGCAAAAAGAAUUGAAAUAUACUUUACCUCGCGUUAAAAUAUUUCAAGGUUACGGAAUGACAGAAGCCGGUGGUCCUGUAACGACGCAACAAUUACAUCAAAAGAACGGAUCUUGCGGAAUCGUAAUUACAAAUGUGCAAAUAAAGAUUGUGGAUCGUGAAAGUGGGAAAGUACUUGAACAAAAUCAAUCGGGAGAAAUAUGGCUAAAAUCUGCAACCAUGAUGACUGGUUAUUAUAAAAACCCUGAAGCGACAAAAAGUACGAUUGAUGAAGAAGGAUGGUUGCACACGGGUGAUAUCGGUUAUGUAGAUGAGGAUGGAGAAUUGUUCAUUAUUGACAGAAUAAAAGAACUCAUAAAGUAUAGAGGAUAUCAGAUUUCUCCCGGAGAAAUUGAAAGUACGUUAAUGUCACAUCCGGCGGUGCUAGAAGUUGCAGUAUUAGGAGUGCCUCAUGCAUUAGAUAAUGAACAUCCUCUUGCUUACGUCACCAAGAGACCUGGCAUCGAGGUGACAGAACAGGAAUUGAUCGAUUUUGUAGCGAAGAAUAUGGAAGAUCGAUGCAAAUUACGUGCAGGAGUUAUAUUUAUGGAUAGUUUUCCAUAUACAGGUUCAGGGAAAAUUUCAAGAAAAGAUUUAAAAGAAAUGACUAAGAAACUAGUAAAUUAUGAUGAUUAA
This is a messenger RNA of Cyphomyrmex costatus, 3546 nucleotides long. RefSeq lists its product as uncharacterized. The record is from RefSeq and is a predicted model, not a curated record. Gene Ontology annotation, molecular function: CoA-ligase activity. NCBI's taxonomy places the organism in Eukaryota, Metazoa, Arthropoda, Insecta, Hymenoptera, Formicidae. The transcript has 18 exons. Bases 181 to 3546 code for a protein of 1121 amino acids.